This is a messenger RNA of Cephus cinctus (wheat stem sawfly), 6493 nucleotides long. It is a transcript of the gene Sol1, whose product is annotated as suppressor of lurcher protein 1. NCBI's taxonomy places the organism in Eukaryota, Metazoa, Arthropoda, Insecta, Hymenoptera, Cephidae. The record is from RefSeq and is a predicted model, not a curated record. Gene Ontology annotation, cellular component: plasma membrane. The coding region runs from base 2017 to 3867 and encodes 616 amino acids. The transcript is spliced from 17 exons.
AUAUAUUGAGGUAGCCGACCUGUCUGGCAAGUAAAGGAAAUUACCUAUUGAUUAAUCUUAACAGGAUGAGUAUGAUACAAUAUUGAUAUUGACUCGAGCGGAGAUUGACAUUGGUAAUGAUAAUAAUAAUGCACGUGAACUCGAGUUGAAAAAAAGAAAUGCAUAAAAAUCAUAGCGGCUUAGUUUUUACGCGGGUAAACUGUAUGCAGUCCGCCGCCAUUGGGCAACAACGUAGAGGAAGACAGUGCUGCCACUCUCGGCGCGCAAUACAUUCCUGGAAUAUUUCUCGGGAGCUUCGCCGCGGCAAACACGUAUCUUCCUAACGGUUUUAUCCCACCCAGUGAGUCUCGCGUGUGAUAGAUCCCACGCUAAUGAUUCCUUGUAUCACGACUGAAUGAUUUUUUAACGUGACACUAAGCCCAUAGUCCGAUUCCACGGUAUCCGUUCCUUCUCGUACGGCGUCUUUUCUAUGGCGUCUAACCUCAUCGCGUGCAAUAUUUUUCACGAUCCGACUCAGCACUCCCCGGUGUGUCCGAAUGAUUUGUCAUGGCUACUACGAGAGGCAUCGGCUCUUGCUUUACAGUCAGUGUGUGAUUUAUAUACUUAUUGAACUGUGGUCAAUGAUCCUUCUGAAUAAUUAUCGAUUGGAAAUGUACAGGAGGUAUCGUAAGAGCGAAGCAUCAACGACCUCGAGGUCAGCGGCCAGCUGCAGUAGUGUAUCUCAUACGACACCAAGGCUCGAGGAGAAGCUCCAGCGACAUACCUACACCAUCAGUCGUGUUCCUGUGCGGGCGGCAACAAACUGUGUCGAAUGAUCGAGGUAAAUUUCACAGUUUGAAGUUACGUGAGUGGAAUUUACAGUGCGUCAGUGGGUACGUGCCGUCUGCGAGAGCGUCGUUUUCUUUUCUUUGAGGUCUCGGCUGGAGAAAAAAUGCACUUUCCGGUUCUGCUAUCGGCUUGUACAGUUACCUUAAUUCGCGGGCGUAUCUCGUAACAGAUUACACAGAUUAUUACGGCUCCACUGGACACGGAGGUGGCUCGUCGUUUACGAGGUGCGAAGAAAGAAACUGAACUGGCCAAGCUAUUGAAUUACAGUGCUACCAACCUGCCGGCGCUUACGAAAUCGAUCCGAAUCAAAGUGCCAACUGGAAGAAGAAGAAGCGGCCGAUCGACAGCAGGGAGCCAAUAAGGGUUGCUUGAGGGAUGGAUUGGCAAGGGGUGCGCCCAGUGUCCUCAAAGAAGACGUCCGGCUCCGCAUCUGUGGUAGAACUGAUAUCUGGGGCCGAAGCAUGAGGGAGGAGGCUGCCACCCCAGCGUAACGCAUCACCAUCUCUAUCGCCAUCAUCAACGGGUCCAUAGCUAUAACCAGUAACGGUACCCCCAUCACCAUCGCCAUCACCAUCACCAUCACCACCACCAUCAGCAUCAGAUUCAGGAGCAGCGCCAGCAUCGGCUCCAGCCUGAACGGCCACUACCAUAGCUACGGCCCUGAUCCACUCACCGCAUCAUAAAUCAUCGCACAAUAUGCCGCCACCACAAAACAGCCUUAAAUACCUGGACAGCCAAGCUGACGAGGAAGGGCGCGGGUGUGCGCGAUGAGGUUACGUGGGUUCGCCCCUGAGGUAGAGGAUAUAUCCAAGGGAUAGAAAGCGCCUACCCAGACCGAGCAAGACCAGACGGCGGCCCACUUAUGCCAGGGUCAACUCUAAUGGAUCCGUUUCCACGCCUCGUACCCGUAUCACUAACCAGUGACAGGGUAGCUCAAUUAUGCAAACAAAGUAUACCUAGUUGCAGGGGCUAGAGGGGGUUGGCAUCCCUUCUCCGCGAUCCCCUCUCGCCCCUUGCCCAGGGCUGGCCCAAGAGAUUAAUUCCAUCCCACGGAAUUUUACGUUCGCCUUCGGUACCAUCGUAUCCCCUUCCUGCGAUCGGACGUUCCCGGAAUUUUCGGCUGAUCACGAGGUUAAAAGGGGGUAGCGACAUUCUGUGACCUUUGACAUCGGCUAAAUUCAUUGUGAGAUGCAGAGAGCGGUGCUACUGCUUUGUUGGCUGCCGCUCCUAAACCGCUGCCACGCUGUCAACCCAGGUUGUUCCUGCGUCGUGUACAGCAGCUCGUACAGCCCGCAGGGUGGGACCUUCACGUCGCCUGAUUUUCCGAAACGGUAUCCGCCGAACAUCGACUGUCUCCUUUACACGUUCACGGGACAACCGGACGAAAUAGUCGCGCUCACCUUUCGUCAAUUCAACGUUCGCCGUGUGGAUGCCGAUUGCUCCAAGAGCGACUUCCUUAAAGUUUUCUUGCACCUGGAGAACAACGGGGUGUCCGAAUACACACCCUGGUCAGGAUUACUCUGUGGGACAUUGGCAGACGUUCCUCAAGUACUAUACAGUUCCGGUCGCAUGCUGGUCCUGGAGUUUCACACGGAGGGACUUCCGGUUAACAGUACCGGUUUCUCCGGAAACUUCCGGUUCAUCGAUAGACGAAUGUUCGAAACGGACGGUCAACUGAUACCAGGAACGAUGUGCGACCAUCAGUUUGUCAGUUCUCAGAUGACGCCUCUCCACGGACGAUUUUAUUCGCCACGUUAUCCAUCCUCUUAUCCAAAGAACAUCCGGUGCUCGUACCGUUUCCGGGCAAGGCUGAAGGAAAGGAUUCGCGUGGUCUUCGAGGAAAUAUCAUUACAGGAGGGAGACUUGAGUUGCCUGAACAGAGCUGAUAUAAUAAGGGUCCACGAUGGGACCAGUUCGGCAGCCCCUACGAUAGCCGUACUGUGCAACCAGGGCGCUGAGGUCGAGAUACUCAGCACAGGUGCUGACCUCUACGUCGAAUUCGUCGCUAACUCUGAAUGGCCUGGUCAAGGCUUUAAGGCCAUGUUCCAAUUCCAGCCGCUGGACGACGCCCAUCAUCCUGACCUGGACAAGGUUGCCUUUGGGGCCGUUACGGGGAACCCCAGAUACUCCGUCAUCGGUCCUGCUGUCAGCGCUACAACCUCCUCGUGCGAUAUGAUCUAUAACAGUGAUACGACCAAGACUGGAAUUGUUACGUCGCCAGGUUAUCCGAAUCCUUAUCAGGCUCGGGCUCAUUGCAGAUAUGAUUUUCAAGGUCGGGGCAAAGAACGGGUUCAAGUGGUUUUUCAAGAUUUCAAUCUCUAUCAUCAAACGGAUGAUCCCAAAGAAUGCGACGGUGUCGAUUCUCUGGUCGCGUUUGUUCACAUAGAUGGGAAAAUGGAGAAAAUCGAUUCCUUCUGUGGGACGACACUUCCCACUCCCCUCAUGAGCAAUGGACCCAGACUUCUUCUUGAAUUUCGCGGAGUUACGUCGUCCCGAUACUCCAAGGGAUUCAAAGCCACGUAUUCCUUCACAGAAAACUUUGGCAUAACGACAGGGCGACAACUGCCAGAAUAUCCGUGCGCCUUCGUCUUCAAUAGUAACGAAACACGAAACGGUACCUUCGCAUCGCCAAAUUAUCCAGGAUUUUAUCCACGUGACACCGAGUGCUAUUACUUCUUCCACGGUCAACCGGAUGAGAGGGUUCACCUCCACUUCAACUACUUCGACGUCGAAGGAGUCUUACCAUGCGAAGCAGUGUCGGCUAGCGAUUUUGUCGAAUUUUCGAAUUACAUGGGCAAAGACCGGAAGUACUCCAGACACUGUGGACAACUCAAGGAAUUCGAUGUAGAGAGCGACCGGAAGUUCUUUCGUGUGACGUUCAAAAGUAACGACAGGUUAGACGGGACUGGUUUUAAUGCAAGUUACGUAUUUCUGGACGAGGAGGACAAUUACACGGUGAAGACGCCAUUGAGCAAUGCCACGACGUGGACGGCUUCCCAGAUUCUUCUACUCUUCGCCAUUUGCCUUUUGCUCGGCUAGUUUUUCAAGUGGGACAUGGAUGCUGGAGGAACAGCAUCGCUUCAAGUGGUCUGGUGUCUCGAUUCGCGAGGAACCUUGUCCACGGUAUCAUCUGGAAUCAUUCAAAGCGGCAACGUUAAAUCGUUGAAUCGUAUAUGACUAGGAAACACGAGAGAGACAUCCUAGCUCUAUUUUCUUCAAUGGAAUUGUCAAAGGAAUAUUUCCCACUGAUAUUAUCAUGUUAUCAUCGCUGAAAUACUUGUAAAUUCAUCUUCAUCGUAUCAGGUCAUUGAUUUUAGGAGAUUCGUUCGUAACAGCGAUUGGCGGACGCAUAUUUUAUGCGAAGUGGUGGAAGGGGACACAUUAAAAAAUAGGAAGAAGAAAAAAGAGACAAAGUCAAUGGAAUCCUUAAAUUAGCUAACGAUGAGCGUACCAAUAUCUAUGUGUGCCAAUCGAAAAGUAAUAAUUCAAAAAAAAAAAAAGAUUGUACGUCAAGGAUUAGCUGAAUUGUAUAAACGGUUCAUUCAAUUUGUUAUACUGAUUUUCAUUAAUAAUCGAUGACGUCACAAUAUCUCAUAGGGUAAUGACAGAUUUCAUAUUUCUCAAAAGGAAUUGCAUACUCGCUAUCAGAAUGAAAAAUAAGAAUAUGAGACAAUUGACACUUCCGUCUGCAAUCGUAGGACGCUGUUCGUUGCGCACUUUACUUUCCUGCCGAAAUCGAAUUUAAUAAGUCAUCCAGAAGAAGCACGGCGACGUUGGACACAAGUCGCAGUACCUUUUUGGCUUUAAGCCACCGUCUGAAAUGGCUUCUUGCCUCUGCCAGCCGGAAGCGUCUCAGAAAUUUUCUGGAAAAUACAAGUCCAACACGAAUAAUAAAUUACAGCUGUUACGAGUGAGCGCAGCCAUUAGAAUUCUCAUGAACGUCAGGCAAUUAUAAUGUGGAACCUGAUCCUUUUUGUACCUCCGUCAUUUCCGUAUUAAAAGUCCCUCAUAGAAGCGAAGACCAUCUGACAGUAAAUCUGUAGACACGAAGCACGGAGUCCUAAAACAUAUUUACUUUUUCAAAAUGAACAUCAAUCAACACCUUAUGACUACCGGUGACUACUUGAAAUUAGAGCGACGUCGUACCAUUUCGAAUUCUAAAAUCGCUAUUAUUGAUUCUCUUCAUUAUUCGAUAAAGUCAUUAGUAGAUAAAUAAAAAUAUUGUUACACGAUCUUUCGUUGAACGAAAGUUUUUAGAAAAAAAAUCUCUUGCACACUUGCAACUUUACGUUGCUUCACGUGAAUCUAAAAUCGAAGCAAUUCAUUUUUCAUGAGAACGUAUCUCGUUCAGCACUAAAUAAAAAAUUCCGUUUGCCUUCUCGCAAGACGUAACUAAUAUCCAAAAUUUAAAGAAAUUAAUUUUAAAAAAUAAACAGCCACGUUACUUUGUAAUAUGCUGAACAUCGAAAAUACCGAUAAUAAAAAUUACAGACGUGAUGCAAUAGUCGACGCCCACGUCGAAGAGAACGAGACAUUUUAAAGAGGAAAAAAAAAUGUAAAAAUUCUCCACUAACUAUACAUAGUGAAAUUGUAUUGAUAAAAAGAGAAACGGCGAUUACGAACUCAAUAUCAAAUGGUGUAUCUAUAAAAUUUAAAUAGUUAUACUAUUGUCGUGUAUGUUAGACCAUUGUGAAUAUUUUUAAUAGGUUUAUAAUUCGUUGAUAAUUUAACCCAAAUCAAUAGUCGAUUUAUAAGACGAUUCGAGUGAUUUCUCGUAGUACAUAAGACACGUGUGCGAAUGAGUGGAGAGAAUGAGUGAAAAAAAAAAAGAUUUAUACGUGUGAUCGGUGACCACUAACGUUUACUGCUAUUUAUAUGUUAUUAAUAUAAAAAAAAAAGAAAAAGAUAUGAGAUAAGAGAGAAAAUACUAUACUACUAAGUUAUAUACCUAAAUUAGCACUAUGCGAAAUACCUAUGUAUAUCUAUCACAUUGUAAAUACUAUUAUGUUUAUUGCAAUCAAACUGCUAUCGCUAACGAAUUGUCACACUCUCAUUCCGUACCAGCUAUAAUAACUCAUGCAUUAACGUUGCUAUCAGAAAGUCAUAAAAGGCAAGCACAGAAGGAACAGGAAAGAGUUUGCUAAAGUUUAGCGCACAACCAUUUUUACCAAGAGAAGUGUUCCUUGCUGAUAGCCGAUCCAUUCUCUUGCGAGUAAGAUUUGAACGGGGCGUUCUCUAUGAGCCAUUUGUGAUAAAUGGCAAACGUCAGGCAAUUCCAGUCAAACUACAUGAGCUAUGUCCGUUUAUUACUUUCCGAUUGCUUCGUACCAACAGUCGAGUAAAGAAUUAGGGGCGACCCAGUUGCAAGUUCCUGAGCCCUGAAAACUUAAUCGCUGUACCGUGUUUUAAUGGUGCCUUUAAGUUUUCAAAGUUGCGUCCGGGACGCCCCAGACUUUCCCUCGCGGUCAAAAAGUAUCUGAAAGCAUCGCAGUCGUCACGCGAACAAUCAGAUUUCUUGAUCGAUUCACGAACUGCGAUAUCCGCUUUUCGCGGAUGUAUUUUCUUAUUCAGUUUUGAGGCUCUUGCCUAAUCAUCUCAUAAGUUACUCAAAUGUAAUACAAUCAUCACUAGCAUACUAAUAAAAUUAACCGUACGAAUUCAGAAA